AUGACACAGUCAUGGUCUCAAGAAGAGUUGAAUGUUCGACGAAGAGUGGUUCAAUUUUUUAAAACUAGAGCAAAAAAACGAAUUAUGGCUUCUUUUAAAGCUGUUGAUCCAAUUGAACAGCCUAAGAAUGGUAUUUUUGUUUCCUGCCUUUAUUGGUAUGAUAAGAAAACACAAUGUGAUAAAUGGUAUUUCACUUCAACGGAUUACAUAAAUUUACUUGAAAGUCUAACAGGAAUUAGACUUACUUCAGAUGAAAAGAAUCGAAUUCGUCGUAAUCUUGAAGAAUAUAGACCAAUAACGGUUGGUAAAAAUAAGAAUGAUAGUGAUGAAAUAUAUAAAGAUUUGAUGUCCUAUUCAUUUGCAAAACCAAGAAAUGCGGAAAAGGACAUCAAACUUUAUGAAUGGAGGCACCUGUUACAUGCCGUAGAAAAAAUUAUUAACAAAUAUGGUAAAAAAAAAUAA
Rhizophagus irregularis DAOM 181602=DAOM 197198 is the source of this 462-nucleotide messenger RNA. NCBI's taxonomy places the organism in Eukaryota, Fungi, Glomeromycota, Glomeromycetes, Glomerales, Glomeraceae. The record is from RefSeq and is a predicted model, not a curated record.